GAUCUAUACGCAAAGAGAAAGAUGGCAGAAGUCGCUCCAGCUCCACCCGCCGCCAAGGUUAAAGCGGCCAAGAAGAAGGUCGUGAAACCGAAGACCGCCGGCCCCAGCGUCAGUGAGCUCAUCGUGAAGGCCGUGUCUGCGACCAAGGAGCGAAGUGGCGCGUCAGUGUCCGCCCUCAAGAAGGCUCUGGCUGCCGGAGGAUACGAUGUGGAGAAGAACAAUUCCCGCGUCAACACCACCAUCAAGAAGCUGGUGGUCAGCGGGACCCUGGUCCAGACCAAGGGAACCGGGGCCACCGGCUCGUUCAAGAUGAGCAAGAAUGUGGAGACCAAGGUCCAGAAGCCGGUGAAGAAGGCCGCUCCCAAAGCAAAGAAGCCCGCCGCCAAGAAACCCGCAGUGGCUAAAAAGCCCAAGUCGGCGGCAGCCAAGAAGCCAACAGCCGCUAAAAAGUCCCCGAAGAAGGUGAGUAAACCAGCAGCGGCCAAGACGCCCACCAAGAGCCCCAAGAAGGUGGCGAAGAGCCCCAAGAAAGUGGCGAAGAGCCCCAAGAAGGUGGUGAAGAAGGCGCCUGCUGCCAAGAAGUCCCCCGCGAAGAAGGCAGCAGCCAUGAAGAAGUGA
This is a messenger RNA of Pleuronectes platessa (European plaice), 618 nucleotides long. Its product is annotated as histone H1-like. NCBI's taxonomy places the organism in Eukaryota, Metazoa, Chordata, Actinopteri, Pleuronectiformes, Pleuronectidae. Gene Ontology annotation, cellular component: nucleosome. The transcript has a single exon. The record is from RefSeq and is a predicted model, not a curated record. Gene Ontology annotation, biological process: nucleosome assembly. Gene Ontology annotation, molecular function: structural constituent of chromatin; DNA binding. Bases 22 to 618 code for a protein of 198 amino acids.